AUGAACUUCCUCACACCAGCCACGCUUGUUCUGCUCCUCUCGCUCUGCCUGCAGGACACAGGAGCACGUGAAUACAUCUCUGUCCUCGCAGUGCCCAACGGAGGCCACUGGGGCCACUGGGGGCAUCAGCAAUUUUGUCGCCAUGGUUAUGCCAGUGGAUUUGCGCUCAAGGUGGAGCCCUCCCAGUUUGGAAGAGAUGACACAGCUCUGAACGGCAUCCGCCUGCGCUGCCAAGAUAACUCAACCAUUGAAUCUUUGGUGGGAAAGUGGGGAACCUGGACCAGCUUCCAGGUUUGCCCUAGAGGCUACUUGAUCUCCUUCUCACUGAGAACAGAGAAAUCCCAAGGAGGAGGUGACGACACAGCAGCCAACAACAUCCGUUUCAGAUGCUCAGAUGCCACUGUGCUAAUAGGUGAUGGACUUUCGUGGGGUAGUUUUGGUCCAUGGAGUGACAGAUGCAACAUAUGUGGUCUGCAGACCAAGGUGGAGCCCCCUCAGGGGCUUCAUGAUGACACAUCGCUCAACAACGGGAAGUUCUUCUGCUGUAGCUGA
Molecule: messenger RNA, 552 nt
Organism: Tinamus guttatus (white-throated tinamou)
Lineage: Eukaryota; Metazoa; Chordata; Aves; Tinamiformes; Tinamidae
Product: vitelline membrane outer layer protein 1
Source: RefSeq, a predicted model, not a curated record